Schistosoma mattheei is the source of this 5095-nucleotide messenger RNA. Lineage: Eukaryota; Metazoa; Platyhelminthes; Trematoda; Strigeidida; Schistosomatidae. The record is from the annotation of a GenBank genome assembly.
UUAUUGUAAUGAAGGUUUCUCUCGAUUAACUGGUUAUAGUCGUGUAGAAAUUAUGCAAAAAAGUGGAAGUUGUGCAUUUUUCUAUGGUGAACAAACAACAAAAGAUAUGCGUGAACGUUUAUUAAAAGCAUUAGAUACUCAAACACGGAUCAAAUUGAAAUGUUAUUUUAUAAAAAAAAUCGUUUACCAUUUUGGUUACUUGUAUGUGUUGCACCAGUUCGUAAUGAAUGUGAAGAAGUAGUACUAUUUCUAUUGGCCUUCAGAGAUAUCACAGCGUUGAAAACACCAUUUGAUGAUGAAGAUACUGUUAAAGGUUUAAGUAAAUUUGCUCGAUUAGCACGUUCAGUUACACGAAAUCGUUCAGUUCUGCAACAAUUAUCUGCAUCACAAACAUCAGCACAAAAUUCUGCAUUAACUGUAUAUCGUAGUAAUCGACUAACAGUAUGUAGUGGUGGCGGUGGUGGUGGUGGUGGUGCUGAUAGUACUAGUGGUGCAAUUAAUGAUGAUACAGAAGUAUCAAAUCAAAUGGAACAAUAUAAUUCACCAAGUUUAUCAAAUUUUCAAAAUUUAAACACGAGUUCAAGUUCACGAUUUCAUGAUUCAUCAAAAUCCGAUCCAGAAAAAGCGGUAAUGUCAACUUCAUCAUGGUUGGAUUUAGUUCCACAAUAUAAACAAGAAGCACCAAAAACUCCACCACAUAUUAUAUUACAUUAUGUGGCAUUUAAAACAACAUGGGAUUGGUUAAUAUUAUUUUUAACUGGUUAUACAGCAGUAAUGGUACCAUUUAAUGCAGCAUUUAAAAGUAAAACAAUGGAUGAUGUUAGUUUAUUAGUUGUCGACAGUAUUGUUGAUGUAAUAUUUUUUAUAGAUAUUGUAUUAAAUUUUCAUACAACAUUUGUUGGACCAAAUGGUGAAGUUAUAUCAGAUGCUACUAUUAUACGAAUUAAUUAUUUAAAAGGAUGGUUUAUUGUAGAUGUAUUAUCAUGUUUACCAUAUGAUGUAUUUAAUGCAUUUCAACCGGAAGCAACACAAAGUACAAUUAGUUCCUUAUUUGGUGCAUUAAAAGUUGUACGUUUAUUACGUAUUGGUCGUGUUACACGUAAAUUAGAUCAAUAUUUGGAAUAUAUGGCAGCUAGUUUAUUAUUAAUGAUAUCUGGUUUUGUUUUAUUGGCUCAUUGGUUAGCAUGUGUAUGGUAUAGUGUUGGUCAAACUGAUUUAAAAAAUGGUAUUUAUUAUGGUUGGAUACCAAGAUUAUUAAAUGAUAUUGAUCAAGGUAAAACUACUCCAACUAAUUGGACUAGUGGUAAUCCACCACUGCCACGUACAAUGACUUAUGUAACAUCAUUAUACUUUACAUUAUCAUUAAUUACAAGUAUUGGUUUUGGUAAUGUAUCAGCGACAACAUUUGGUGAAAAAUUAGUUGCAGCGGUUUUUAUGCUUAUUGGAGCAUUUGGUUAUGCUACCAUAUUUGGUAAUGUGACAACAAUAUUUCAAGGAAUGUAUGCAACACGUUCUAGAUAUCAUGAUAUGAUGGCAUCUGUGAAAGAUUUUAUUAAAACACAUAGUGUACCAAAAGAUUUAGCUGAACGUGUUAUUGAUUAUGUGACAUCAACAUGGGCUAUUACUAAAGGAAUUGAUACAGCUAAAGUAUUAAAUUAUUGUCCAAAAGAUAUGAAAGCUGAUUUAUGUAUACAUUUAAAUCGUAUGGUAUUUAAUGAACAUCCAGCAUUUCGUUUAGCUAGUGAUGGGUGUUUAAGAGCAUUAGCUGUAAAUUUUAAUACAAUACAUACAGCACCAGGAGAUUUAAUAUUUCAUCAAGGUGAAAGUAUUGAUCAAUUAUGUUUUGUUGUUUCUGGUUCAUUAGAAGUUAUUCAAGAUGAUGAAAUAGUUGCAUUUUUAGGACGUGGUGAUGUAUUCGGUGAACCAUUUUGGAAAGAUCCAAAUAGUAUGAGUCAUUCAGCAGCAACAGUUCGUGCUUUAACUUAUUGUGAUUUACAUUGUAUUAAAAAAGAUUGUCUAUUACAAGUAUUAAAAUUUUAUUCUGCAUUUGCAAAUAGUUUCGCUCGAAAUUUAGUAUUAACAUACGAUUUAAAAACACGUCUUAUAUUUCGUAAAUUAGCAGAUGUUCGACGAGAAUAUGAAUUAGCUGAACAUCGUAAAACUGAUAAUGCAUUAUCUAGUUUACGUGCUGAUCAUCCAGUUCGUCGAAUGAUACAUAAAUUUCGUCGUAUAGGUACACAUAAUCAAUCAACUAAUGAUUCACCAAUAGGUAGUAAUAGUGGUCCAGGUUUACAAGAUAAUGAUAUGAUACGUAUUACACGUAAAUCUAUUACAUUAGGUGAUUAUGAUGAUUAUAGUAAAGAUUUUGAAUUUAAUGAAGAUCAUGAAGAUCGACUACGAAUUCAAGGAAAAUUAGAUAGUCCAAGUACAUCUACUAUGAAUAGUACUAACAAUAAUAAUAAUAAUAAUAGUAAUCCUGUCAGUGUAUUAGAUGAAAUCGCAUCACGAUGGGGUAAACGUAUAGAACUAAAAAACAAUAAUAAUAAAAUAUCUAUUUCAGAUUCAAUUCAACAAACAAUUCCUUCUCAUAAAGAGUCCCCUAGUAACACAAUUGCUAAUAAUAAUAAUAAUAUCAAUGAUAAUCAAUAUUCACGUUCAGUUCUACAAUCGAAAUGGGGUAAUUUAUUAAAAACAUCCAUAAUACCUGAAGAACAACAACAACAACAAUCUAAAUCAAUAAUUUCGAAUCCAAAUAAAAUCAAUAAUAAUACUGAUAAUGAUAAUCAUCAUAUUCAAUCGAUUAUUAAUAAUCAAUCAAAAUUAAUGAAUGAUCAUUUUGAAAAUUUACAAUUAAUCAAUAAAUCAAUAUUAGAUAAUUUAAUGAAUAUACAAAAUGAAUUUAAACAAGAAAUGAAUCAUUUAAUAAAACGUAUCAAUGAUAUUGAUAAUCGAAUUGGUCAAAUUGUUUGUAAUAUAGAAUAUAAACAAUAUGAUAAUAAUGGUAAUGAAUUAAAACAAUCUUGGAAAGAUCAUCAUCCUCACCACCAACACCAUCAUCCUCAUCAAGAAGAAGAAGAACAACAACAACAACAAUGUCGAGAACAUCACCACCACCACCACCACCAUCAACUUUAUCCUCAUCAACAAGAAGAAGAACGACAACAACAAGUACAUCAUCAAAAACAUGGUAAAUAUAAUAAUAGUAAUAAUAAUAAUAUAAGUAAAUUGAUUAAGACAGUAUUUACAUCAUCACCAUUAACAUCAUCUGAUUUAUCUACCUCAUUUAAAUCAAAUCGUACUUCCAGUUUAACUAUAUCAAAUAAAAUACAUCCAUUAGUUAAUUCAAUGGAUACUAAAUUAAAUCAAUCAACAUCAAUAGCAACAACAACGAAAACAAAAAGAAGAAACCGAGGAAUAAGAACAAAAAGUACCAGUUCAAUAAAUCCUCAACAAAUCAAUAAUCAAAUUAUAAAAUUAAAUGAUUUAUCAUUCAAUAAAGAAUUUUAUAAAUAUAAUAUACCAAGACAAUGUAUAUCACAAUAUUAUAAACAAUAUUCAAUGGAUAAUGAUAGUCAAUUAGAAUCUAUUUCAACAGAAAGUGAUACAUCAUUAAUGAAUGUACAACAACAAUCAUCAUCAUCAUCAUCAUCAACAACAACAACAACAACAUCAUCAUCAUCAUCAUCCAAAAUUAUUUUAGCUAAACCAAUACAAACUACUUAUUUUUCUACUCAUUUAAUGAAUACUAUCACAACUACAACUACAACAACAACAACAACAACGACAUGUUUAAUGAAUCAAACUAAUCAAUCUUUAAUAAAUUAUAAUUAUUCUUUAUCACCAUUCAUAUCUCAUAGAAAUGAUCAUUUAUAUUGUCAAUCAAUAUUAAAUCAUUUUAAUGAAACACAAUUGAUUAAUCGUAAUCCAUUUAUUUAUUCUAUUGAAAAUAGGACACAAUCAAUGAUUGUAACGGAUAGUUUAAGAAAUCAAUUACCAAGGAAUGUAUUGUAUAGUACUACAACAACAACAACUACUACUACUACGAUUGGAUCAUCAAUGAUGAUAACUGAUACAAAUACCUAUGUGCCUAAUUCUUCUUAUAUGAUGUCUAUGACUACUAGUAACACUACUACUACUACUACUAACAAUAAUAAUAAUAAUAAUAAUAAUAAUAAUAAUACUCGAUUAUUCAUUAAUAAUCGAUGGAAUCCACAAUCAGAUAUAUUGAAUACACGUAUAUUUAUUCCAGAAUUAUCAUCUGUAAUGACUACUGAUAUAACAACAACUACAACUACAACCACAUCCACCAUCACCACCACCACCACCACAACAACAUCACAAUAUAUUCAUUCAUCAUUUAAUCAAAGAUCUCAUAUUAUUCAUACUAAUCAAUUGAAUAAAUUUAGGGAUUUCAAUGUAACUAAACAAUAGAAAUCAAGAUAUGUCUACUUAUUUUAUAUCAAUAAUGUUUUCUUCUUUAUUUUAUUUUUCUUUUUGUUUUUUUUCCUUUUAUUGUAAAUUCUUUCUUUUUUUCUCUUUUUUCUCUCCUUUUUUUUCAACUUUUAUUUUAAUCCAUAAAUUAAUUCAUUAAAACAUAAACUAUUUUAUCCCCUUAUUAAUUAAUAAAUAAAUAAAUAAAUAAAAUGGAACUGAUACAAAUCGGACAUGAAUAUAUUUUUCAAAAUCAAAAUAUGAAUUCUAAUUGAAUUUAGGUGUACAAAGCUCAUGUAGACAUAUACGAACACACACAAACACACACACACAAACAUACGUACAACAACACCACCACCACCAAUAAUAAUAAUUAUCUGAUACCAUGGUGAAAUGAAACAUUUAAGAUUUUUUUUUUUCGUUGUUUUUUUUUAGGUAUAAACCUUAAAUAACUAAGUAACUAAUUGUUUGUUACUAAGAGAAAGGUAAAAAAAUACACAUUUGAGUUGUAUAUAUUAUCAAAUGAAAGUUUAUUUUACAUUUUAAAGAAAAAAAAGAAAGAAACAAAACAGAAUCACAACUGAGAAUAAUUUUCUUUCAUAUUUAUUUAUUUGUUUAUGGGUUUUUUUUUAAUUUAUCAAUUAAAUGGUUAUCCAUUUGGAAA